Messenger RNA from Ilyonectria robusta, 1449 nucleotides. RefSeq lists its product as uncharacterized. The coding region runs from base 1 to 1449 and encodes 482 amino acids. Gene Ontology annotation, cellular component: plasma membrane. Gene Ontology annotation, biological process: adenylate cyclase-activating G protein-coupled receptor signaling pathway. Lineage: Eukaryota; Fungi; Ascomycota; Sordariomycetes; Hypocreales; Nectriaceae. The transcript is spliced from 2 exons. Gene Ontology annotation, molecular function: G protein-coupled receptor activity. The record is from RefSeq and is a predicted model, not a curated record.
AUGACCCCUACUGCUCAGCAAUAUUUGCAGGCUCACCCAGAGAACGAUAGUAUUUCACCUCUGCCAGAUAACUACCGACAUGGAUUGAUUUCCAUCGCCGUCUUCGCACUCCUAUCUUUCGUCCUCACGUCCGGCCUCUUCCUGUAUCUGGCAUUCAAGCUCUUGAACUGGCACAUACGGAACGUCGCUCGCGCGAACAGCAUCAAGAAUAACGUCCCCGAUCCGCAACCGAUUACCGACUUCACCUACGAAGAUGGAGCAUAUGGACCUGAGGGCGAGUCCUCCAAGGUAGCCCACGAUCGAAGCGUGAAGCGCAUACAGAAAGCCGGAAACAGGCCCCCGAAUCAAUUCUUAAUCCUCAUCUUCAACCUCGUCAUUGCCGACAUGCACCAGGCCGCGGCCUUCCUACUCAGUGUCAUUUGGCUGCGGAAAGGAGGCAUUUUCAUCAACACGCCGACUUGUUUUGUUCAAGGGUUCUUAACCUCCAAUGGAAAUUUAUCUUCCAGUCUCUUCAUGGCCAUCAUCGCUAUUCACACCUAUAUUUCGGUUGUUAGAGACAUUCGGCCGACUCAAAAGGUGUUCUACUCUACUAUUGUUGUCACUUGGGUAUUUGUUUAUGCCCUUGCAAUCAUCCCACUAUUAGCUACGCACAACGGAAGAGAGGUCGGAGGCUUCUUUGUACGAGCUGAUCCCUGGUGUUGGAUCCAUGAUGCAUACGAGAACAUUCAACUUUUGACCCAUAACCUCUUCAUUUUCAUUUCCAUGGUUGUUACAUCUGCGCUUUACAUUUCUAUCUACCUUUCGCUCCGCCGAGAGGCAAAGUCACAAGCACAUGAUUCGGGGCCGAACCGGACCAAUAUCAGGCUCAAACACAAGCCUGCUUUCUUGGUAUACCCAGUCAUUUAUGUCCUGUGCACCCUCCCUCUCGUCCUCGCACGCAUUAUCGACAUGGCUGGGAUACACAUUCCUAUUGAAUAUUACUGCUUCACCGGAGCCAUUAUCGCUAGCAAUGGAUCCUUCGACUGUGUCCUAUUCGGCACGACUCGCCACGCAAUCAUUUUUGGGACCACAGAUGACGUUAAUGUUGAGAAUACGGGGCUCGAUACUUUUGCCUUUAUGCGUACCCCCCCUGGACAGUUCGGCAAUGCGGUCUGGAUUGAAGGAGGCGAGCCUCCCAGGGAGCAGACCGAGAUUGGUGGGUGGUGGCAGCGACUCCAAAAGCGACACAGCUCUUCCAUGACACCACCACCUACAAAGGCGAGACCAAUCAGUCAGCAGUCGCUAAGGAGUACCCCUCAGCCAGAAAUGACGAUUCAAAUGGAUGUGGUUACCACUAUGACAGUAGAGAUUGACGACAGCAAAGCGCAGGACCCGAGGUCCCAUGUUUCUACAAGGAGUGACACGCCGUCCAUUAAUUUUGUAGAGAAACAUAUCAUGGGAGGCGUCUAG